UGUGUGAAGAGGAAGCAAAACGGUGGACAACACCAUUUUUCAUUCGUGUUUAAUUAUUCAAAGUGUGAACAUCGUUCGAAUAAAGAUUAUUUGUUUGUCGUGAUUAGUUUAAACUUGUCCUUUCAAUUCCGCUGGAAAUAACAGUCCAAUAAUACGUAUCAGCUAAUAUUACAUCAAUACAAAGGCUUGGAGAGCUAAUCGAUAAAGUGAAAAAAGGUCAACAGUCUUAUUUCCAUAAGUGAUAUGUAAUUAGAAUUAGUGUUAUUGGGUUUUAGUUCCAACAGUGCUAAUUUUUGAGUUUCUCAAUAAUAAUUCUCAACUUGCACUUAUGUAAGUUGCAAAUGAGAGCUAUGGGUGGAUCAACCCACAUAGCAUAGUGCAGGUGUAGAAUGUUGCACCUAAUUGCAGAAUCGUUAACUAACGUUUACACUCGAACAUGGAAUUGAAAUUCAGUUGCCCGUUUAUUUGCACAAUUCACGUGGCACAAAAAUGAUAUUUCCGUCGCAGCUAGGUGCGCUAGUGUUACUGCUCAUCGCGGUUCCCCAGAUUCGAAGCGAAUUACUUCGACGGACAGACCGAUCUGCUCUGAGAUUCCCUGUCGGUACCUCCAACGGUUUCCUGAUAGCAAUAGCCAUACCGCUAGAAGUGCCGGGGAGGAACAUUUAUCUGUCGCACAAUUUUGAAAUGAACUAUGGACUACCGGGGAACGCGUCCGACUUCCGGUUGUGGUACACGUUGUUCAAGAAUGCAAAUUACAAUAUCUCCGAAGCUAUUGGACGGAAGCGAAGGAUGGUCGAUGGCCGGAAGUUAGGCAGGAAGUUUUUGUAUGAACUGCUGGCGGAGAGGAUGGAUAUGUACGGUUACAAUGGAUCAUCUUGUAUACAAAAGAUGAUUUGCGAGGCGCAGGAGACGUCACUUCAAACCCAUAAUGGAGUCAUAGGGGAUUUGAUGCACAUUCUUUUUAGUCCUUCUUCUUCUGAAAACGAGGGUAUUUCUGAUUUCUAUUACGAGGCAGAAACACAUGGAUUUAUGGAGUCAUGCGCGCAGUAUGAUGUAUUGUGUCCGAUAGCAAUAUUCGAUUCAAUUACAACUAUUAUAAUAGAUUAAUUAUUCAGAUAUAUACAUUCAUGUAAACAAGGAUUCAAAAUUAAUUCGUCAAUUUGAAAUGUUA
Toxorhynchites rutilus septentrionalis is the source of this 1171-nucleotide messenger RNA. RefSeq lists its product as uncharacterized. Bases 490 to 1107 code for a protein of 205 amino acids. Lineage: Eukaryota; Metazoa; Arthropoda; Insecta; Diptera; Culicidae. The record is from RefSeq and is a predicted model, not a curated record. The transcript is spliced from 4 exons.